Molecule: messenger RNA, 5253 nt
Organism: Colletotrichum lupini
Lineage: Eukaryota; Fungi; Ascomycota; Sordariomycetes; Glomerellales; Glomerellaceae
Product: importin-beta domain-containing protein
Exons: 7
Coding region: 1-5253 (1750 amino acids)
Biological process (GO): protein import into nucleus; regulation of DNA-templated transcription; DNA-templated transcription
Cellular component (GO): cytosol; nuclear envelope
Molecular function (GO): zinc ion binding; DNA-binding transcription factor activity, RNA polymerase II-specific; small GTPase binding
Source: RefSeq, a predicted model, not a curated record
AUGGAGCUCACGCCAAACACCAGCCCAAGGGAAGCCAAUAGCCCGGGAGAUACGCAGCAACGUGCUGGGGCCGCCAAAUCAAAAGCCACCAUUAGAGCAUCUCUCGCCUGUGUGCCCUGUCGAUCAAAGCACGUCAAGUGCGACUCGGCCUUACCAACCUGCCUAAGAUGCCGCUUGGAGGAGAAGACCUGCUACUACGCAAAGUCUCGCCGAGGUAUUCGGGAUGCCAAGAAACGCAGUCUCAUCAACGAUCCUAUCGCACCUCCUUCAGCCUCGCCGGACACGCCAGUCUCUUUCCCAUCUCCCGAGGUGGCGAGCUUCGAUAUUCCCAUUCACGUAGUCGACAAGCUACCCUGUGGAUGGUCUCUGGCCAGGAGCUCUCAUCUCCCUGAUUUGAACACCGCAUCACCGACUUCGCUGCUCUUCGGCCUUUACUUCACCAACUUUCACGAUACCCAUCCGUGGCUCCUGCCCAGGAACCAGCUCCUGAGUCGUAUUCGGUCAAACCCUGAGCCUUUCCAUUUCCUCACAAGCUGUAUCACGUACGUGGGAUCACUCUUCUCAAAUGCUGUCUCAUCAGAGGAACUUCGAGAGAAAGCAUUCAGUCUCGCAAGUGGCAGCUUGCCUAUGACUUGCUGGACUGUACAGGGUCUCCUCGUUCUCAGUGUUGCUGCUUUUGGCGAGGGCCGAUUGGACUUGAGUGCGGGGUGGAUGGACGCUGCAACUCAGAUGGCUCUCGAUCUCGGCAUGCAAGACAAGUCGUUUGCAGAUGCUGCAGGUGAUCCUUUCGUUGCAGAGAGCUCACGGAGGACCUACUGGGCGCUGUACUGGCAAGGCAACAUGCGAGCGAUGCGCGAGGACUCGCCCGCUUUCAUGUUGUCCGGCGUUGUCGUAACGACUGAACUCCCCUGUGAAGAAUGGGAAUAUCAGUCAGGGGUUAGUCACUAUUACCGCCAAUCUGAUGUUGGUACUAACAAAAACCAGGAGAUUCCACAACCGUUGUCCCUUAAGAAGUACAACGCAAGAGAUCCUAUGGAUGAAACGAGCCAUUCGUCGUGGACGUAUCUCAUUGAUCUGUGCCGGUUGAGCACGGAGUUGAUACUCCCUAUGCCAACACUGCCACCAGGACUAUUGUCUAAUACCAUCGAUAGAGCCGACUCCAGAUUGGUCAGUUGGCUCAUCAACCUACCUAAAUGGAAACAACAGUUGGUGGACUCGGGGGGUGCAGUUGACAUGGUUCUGUUUCACGCGAUGGCCUACGCGUAUAGCCUGAGGAUCAAGAUGCAACUACCCAUGGAAGCGUCGGGAUUUGGGAUUCGGGACCUGCUCACGCUUGGCCCGCUCUUCAAAGCGCGCGACAUGACCUUACCUCGGAUGCCGCGAUGCUCCAGCUCGACUUAUCCAUGGCUCGAAUGCUCAACCGCCCUGCAAGCAGGCCUGUCGACAAUCGGUCUCUUCAACUUCUCGCUUCCACCGGCCCGAUACAGCCCUGCAUGCAUCAUCGGGUUGCGAAGGGCCGCUCUCGCACUACUCGAUGCGAGAAUGUAUGGCGGAUCAGAUUCGCCGGCUCUGCGUGAGAAGCUUGAUCUCCUGCUCGGCGUACUCAAGGUUGCCGGUGAGAUGUGGCCCGUCGCAAGAAGCAUUGGCAAUGAAGUCAGCGAAGUGUUGAGAGAGCUUAAUGUGACCAACAAUCGUGACAGCGUCACUCAGCUAAACUCAUGCAUGGAUGCUUUCAUCACUGACAUGUCAACGCCUGCGGUGGCCCCAGAUUCUGGCAUGUUUUCAUUUCCUGAGCCAAGAACAGUGGAGGAGAUGUUCAACUGGAGCACCGGAAUCAUGAACAUGGGAUUGAUGUUCUCACCAGAGGCCCAGCUACGCAUUAGGAAGAGGAUCAAAAAUGAUUGCACAUGCUUCUUCUCUUGGCCCUGUGGAAAGCCAUUGUACAGCGAACAGCGCCCAUGCUCCUCAAACGCCCCACUACCCCGCGAUGGACCGCCCUCUACAACAGUGCCCCGCCACAGCGAUAAGAGGGCCUGGACUUCAACCUCUCGACAACACCAACCCGAAACUCCUUGGGACCGAAACGACUGUGGCAUCGACACCUUGGUCGCUCACCAGGAAGACCACAACAUGAGCUUCGCGAUCGAGGUGCCCGGCGAUGCCAACCCCCUCAGCCUGCAGGAGCUCUGCCGCGUUCUCGAAUCCGCGACUUCGGCCGACUAUGCGCGCAGACAGGCCGCUGGGCAACAGCUGACAUCAUGGGAAACGGAGAAGGGAUACUUCUCUUCCCUUCAGACCGUUUUUCUCGAUAAAUCCCUUCCUCACGAGCUUCGAUUCCUAGCCGUCAUUCAGCUUAAGAACGGCAUCGACAAAUACUGGCGCCUGCUCCCCCACGUCAAAGGUGGACUGGACCCGGAAGAAAAGAAUGUCGUCCGGCAACGCUUGUUCCAGGGCACGCUCGAAGAGGAGGAGACAGGACUGUCGCUGCACAACUCCCUCGUCACCGCCAAAGUCAUUAGGAUUGACUACCCGCAGCACUGGCCGGAAGCACUCUCGCAAAUUAUCGGCUUGGUCAGGUCCUCAAAGAACGGCAAUCAGCAGCAUCUUUAUGGUUCUCUCCAGAUCCUCCUUCGCGUUGUGAAGGAGCUGGGCACCGCUCGCCUCAGAAGAUCCCAAACCGCCCUCCAGUCUGUCACCCCCGAAAUGGUGUACUUGCUGGGAGAUAUUUACACCGAAAAGUCAGCAGUCUGGGUUGAUUAUCUCACGAGUGGUCGUGGCGAGGAGGAUGCGGCCGAUGCGGCUAUGCUCAACAGUCUCAUCUCUCUUAAAACCAUUCGACGGUUGCUCGUGGUAGGCUAUGAGGCUCCUCAUAACGACAAGACGGUCGAACAGUUUUGGACCGUGUCUCAAAAUCACUUUGGCCAAUUCCUUGGCUUUGUGAGCCACGACUCGCCAGUCCCGGCACCCUAUCAAGAUACCGUGGGAAAGCACCUCCUGCAGUUUACAAAGCUGCAUAUCGACAUGUCCGAGGCGCAUCCCGCCAGUUUCGCCGUUUUACCAAAUUCUUUACCCUUGGUUCACGCCUACUGGGAUCUCGUCGCGAAGUUUGCCGAAGUUUUCGAAAAGUCAGGUGGCAUCCGGCAGUCUUCCGGUGAUUCGGGCCCAUCAGAAUCAAAGUCGAAGGUCGAGGGACCCUUGCUGGAAAGACUGGCCCUGAGGGGCCUGCUGCUGAUGAGAGCAUGCUUGAGAAUUGCAUUUUAUCCCAAGCAGACGUUCAAAUUCCGGAGUGCGGAAGCUAAGAAGGACGAGAAUGAUGCUGUUGCGCUCAUCAAGCAAGAGCUUCUCAAGGAUGAUUUCGUGGUCCAGAUGGCGAAUAUCAUCAUCACACAUCUCUUCGUCUUCCGGAAGGCAGAUCUCGAUGCAUGGGAGGAAGACCCCGAGGAGUGGGAACAACAGGAACAGAGUGAGGGCAACGCCUACGAAUGGGAAGUCCGCCCCUGCGCUGAGAAGCUCUUCCUUGACUUGCUUGUCAACUUCAAGGAUCUCAUGAUACCACCUCUGCUUUCUUACUUCCAAACCGCGUCAAACUCACAGUCAGAUAUCGCUACAAAGGAAGCAGUGUAUACGGCUAUGGGUUUGGCUGCACCCAACGUCAUGAACGCGUUCGAUUUCGAUAGUCUCCUGGUCUCGACUGUUCUUCAAGACGCGCAGCAACAAGGGCCCUUGUAUAAGGUUCUCCGCAGACGCAUCGCAAUCAUGGUCAGCCAAUGGGUUACGGUCAAGAUUGCCGACAACAGUAGACCACUCAUCUACGAAAUGUUCCGUCACUUUCUCAACCCCGCGGACCCGAACAACGACAUUGUCGUCAGAAUCACAGCCGCGCGUCAGCUGCGGUGGAUCGUAGACGAGCUUGCCUUCAGCGCAGAGGCUUUCCUCCCCUACGCAGCCGAUGUGCUUAAUGAGCUACUUCAGCUCAUCCAAAAUGUUGACGUGGACGAGACCAAGCUCGCCGUGCUGGAGUCCAUGCGUAUCUUGGUCACGAGACUAGAGAAUUACGUCUCUCAGUUCGCAGACUUUAUCAUGUCAAGCCUACCGAGCAUUUGGGAAAACUCUGGAACGGAGGAGUACAUGAUUAAACAGGCAAUCAUCGCCAUCUUUGCCGCGCUGGUUAUGUCCAUGGGCAGCGACUCUCAGAGGUAUCAUCACCUGAUGGUCCCGUUGCUCUCAGAAGCAGCCAAACCGGGCUCCGACCUGCACACGUACCUGAUCGACGAGGCAUUGGAGCUAUGGAACUCUGUUCUCAUGCAGAGCAACCCGCCCUUAUCCGCAGAUAUUAUGAGCAUCGCGGAAUUAUCACUUCCCCUGCUGGAGUAUCAAACAGAGACCGCUGCGCAGGCGUUGUCCGUGGUUGAGUCCUACAUUCUCCUUGGCACACAAGCUGUUAUGGAAGAUAGACUGCGGCGUCCAUUCUUAGUCGCUCUGUCAGGCGUUCUCGACUCUAGAAGCCGAGAGCAGGUCAGGCUCGGCACCGUGUGCAUUGAAUAUCUGAUUCGGGCCGCCUCCGAGCUCGGCGGAACCCAGGUGAUUAUGCAGGAUCUUCUCGAACUUGGUUUCUUGAAGAAGAUUAUGGAGGCUCUCCACGAUGCUUGGGAGGCACACCAGACGACCGGACCGAACAGGAAGGUUAGCAAGCUCAACACGAUAACAGAACGCGACUACUUUGCAAUUCUCUCAAGACUCCUUAUCGCCGACCCGACACUCUUCGUCACCAUGCUCACAUCUUUCGGGCCUCUAGAACAGGUUUGGGCCUGGCUCAGCGGCGAGUGGUUCUCUCACCUCGACGGGCUGGAUCAUCUUCCUAGGCAGAAGCUGUCCCUCCUGGCCCUGGCGCGCCUUAUGGAGCUCCCGCAGCCCAUGCAGAACCUCACACUGAGCAAGUUGCAAGACUAUUUCACGCUGUGGGUUGGCACCAUUGCCGAGCUCCAGGACGGUACGACGGACGGCACCGACUCGCUCAUCUGGGGCGAACUCGAGCCCACGGAUUACGAUACACCCAAGAGCAUCAAGGAGACGGAGUUUGGCGCCAAGGAUCCCGUCCACACGAUCAACGCCAUGAGAUUCGUCAAGGAGAGGCUGCAGGAUAUCGUCCAGCGCUCCGGUGGAGAACAGCAGUUUGAGCAGGAGUGGGCUGCCAAUGUGGACAAGGACGUUUUGCAGAAGUUUUGGUCGUUGACGCAGAUCACUGGCGCUUAG